UCUCUAUAAGUUUUCUUUAAAGCCACAGACUUAUAAGCUUCCAAUUCAACCUCAUCGGAGAAAAGCAAAUAGUACCCACAAAAGCUUUUAGCUAGCAAAGUCUUGUUUGGGUGCACAUACAGGGAAAUAUAGAAAAGUGAGAAAGAAAGCAAAAGAGAAAGGAAAGCAAAGGGAACCAAAGAAGAGGAAAGGAGAAUUCUUUUCUAGUUUCCUUUGUGAUCUUUGGAUCGUUCAAAGCGCGCAUGAAGUAGUGAGUAGAAGACGCUAGUGUUUUUCAUUAGUGGUCAUAAGUGCAACAAAUGAUGGCCGGAAACCCUAACUGGUGGAGCACGCAUCCACCGUCAUCUAUCUUCCCUUCUCAAUAUGUGCUUGGAUCUUCUAAUUCACUCCCUCAGCUCAAUUCAUUCCCUGAUCAGCAUAACCUACAGCCUCCUCAAUCUUGGAGCCAAUUGCUUCUGGGCGGAUUGUCCGGAGAAGAUCAAGACAACUUUGGAAGUUUGAAUCAUUUUCCACCUAAAAGGUUGGAAAAUUGGGAGGAUCAUCAGCAGCAAAUAUUGAUUCCACAGUCGUAUCCAAGGGUUAAUCCUGUUGUUGACAGUAAUAUUAUAAAGCAAGAGGUUAAUUCCCAGAACAACAGCAACUUGUGUGGUGGAGAUGGAGGAGAAGAAUUUCAGGCACCUUAUAAUAAUAGGCCAUCUUGGUCAGCAGCACAAAUCAACAUGCCAGUUUCAUCCCCUAGGUCUUGUAUCACUAGUUUAAGUAGUAACAAUAUCUUGGACUUUUCCUAUAACCAGAAAAACCAACAUGCAGAUCACUCAUCUGAGUGCAAUAGUCCUCCCACCGACGGAAUGUGCAAGAAAGCUAGGGUUCAACCAUCUUCAAGCCAACCACCAUUAAAGGUGAGAAAGGAGAAGCUAGGAGAUAGAAUAACAGCCCUUCAUCAAAUAGUUUCCCCAUUUGGAAAGACUGACACUGCUUCUGUCUUGUUAGAAGCCAUUGGGUAUAUCAGAUUCCUCCAGAGUCAAAUUGAGGCCCUCAGCUCCCCUUACUUGGGCAAUGCCUCCAAAAACAUGAGGAAUAAUCCCCACUCUGUUCAAGGAGAAAGGAAUUGUGUGUUUCCUGAAGACCCUGGUCAGCUGUUGAAUGACAACUGCAGCCUGAAAAGAAAAGGGGCUUCUAACCAGCAGGAUUCUCAUCAAGACUAUAAGGCAAAGGAUUUAAGAAGUAAAGGAUUGUGUUUGGUUCCUGUUUCUUGCACUCAGAAUGUUGGGGGUGACAUUAACAUUGGAGCUGAUUAUUGGGCUCCGGCUUAUGGGAGCGGGUUUUAGUUUAAGACUCUAGGACUGGAUGCAGCUAGCAUAUAUUUGUAUGGUACGCUGCUUUUGUAGAAUGAGAUAACAUAAUGAGCAUUCACUCUGUUAGAAUUUAAUAAUUAAGAUUGAUUGCUCAUCAUGCUAUUUGCAUUCUAAAUUAGAAGUGUACUGUUGUGAGCUAGUAAUUUAUUGCACUACUUAACUAAUUAAUUAAAUAAAUUAAGCUACUCUCUCUCUCUCUCU
Rosa chinensis is the source of this 1556-nucleotide messenger RNA. RefSeq names its product transcription factor bHLH68. The transcript has 9 exons. The coding region runs from base 300 to 1328 and encodes 342 amino acids. Gene Ontology annotation, biological process: regulation of transcription by RNA polymerase II. The record is from RefSeq and is a predicted model, not a curated record. Gene Ontology annotation, molecular function: RNA polymerase II cis-regulatory region sequence-specific DNA binding; protein dimerization activity; DNA-binding transcription factor activity, RNA polymerase II-specific. Gene Ontology annotation, cellular component: nucleus. NCBI's taxonomy places the organism in Eukaryota, Viridiplantae, Streptophyta, Magnoliopsida, Rosales, Rosaceae.